AUGGCGGAAGCUGAGGAGCAGGAAGCCAUGUCCCUUGAAGAGUCUACUGACGAGUCUGAGGAAGAAGAGAGUGAAGAGGAACCCAAACUGAAGUAUGAAAGGCUUUCCAAUGGCAUAACUGAAAUUCUUCAGAAGGAUGCAGCCAGCUGCAUGACAGUGCAUGACAAGUUUUUGGCAUUGGGCACACAUUAUGGCAAGGUUUACUUACUUGAUGUCCAGGGGAAUAUCACUCAGAAGUUUGAUGUAAGUUCUGUGAAGAUAAAUCAGAUCAGCCUUGAUGAAAGUGGAGAACACAUGGGCGUGUGUUCGGAGGAUGGCAAGGUCCAAGUAUUUGGACUAUAUACUUUGGAAGAAUUUCAUGAGACUUUUGACUGUCCCAUUAAAAUCAUUGCUAUGCACCCACAGUUUGUGAAAUACAGUUGUAAGCAGUUUGUGACUGGAGGGAAGAAGUUGCUGCUGUUUGAACGGUCUUGGAUGAACAGAUGGAAGUCUUCUGUUCUGCAUGAAGGGGAAGGAAACAUACGAAGCAUGAAGUGGCGAGGCCACUUGAUUGCCUGGGCCAACAACAUGGGUGUGAAGAUUUUUGACAUCACCUCAAAGCAGAGAAUCACCAAUGUGCCCCGAGAUGAUAUAAGUCUUCGCCCAGAUAUGUACCCCUGCAGCCUCUGCUGGAAGGACGACGUGACACUGAUUAUCAGCUGGGGGGCUUCUAUCAAGAUAUGCUCAGUGAAGGAACGGCAUGCCAAUGAAAUGAGAGACUUACCGAGUCGCUAUGUUGAAAUAGUGUCUCAGUUUGAAACUGAAUUCUACAUCAGCGGACUUGCACCUCUCUGUGAUCAGCUUGUUGUGCUUUCCUACGUAAAGGAGGUUUCAGAAAAAACGGAAAGAGAAUACUGUGCCAGACCUAGAUUGGAUAUUAUCCAGCCUCUUCCUGAGACUUGUGAAGAGAUCUCUUCUGAUGCUCUAACUGUCAGAGGUUUUCAGGAGAAUGAAUGUAGAGAUUAUCAUUUAGAUGGCCUUGACCUUGAUGGGGAGGAAACAUUUAUCGCCAAAUGUGAGGAGGCUUUGAUGGCAGCUGAAAUCAGCCAAAAGAACAUUAAAAAACAUAAGAUUCUGGAUAUUGGUUUGGCAUACAUAAAUCACCUGAUGGAGAAAGGAGAGUAUGACGUAGCAGCACGAAAAUGCCAGAAAAUUCUUGGGAAAAAUGCAGCACUCUGGGAAUAUGAAGUUUAUAAAUUUAAAGAAAUCAAACAGCUCAAGGCCAUUAGUCCCUAUUUGCCGCGAGGGGAUCCAGUUCUAAAACCACUCAUCUAUGAAAUGAUCUUACAUGAAUUCCUGGAAAGUGAUUAUGAGGGUUUUGCCAAAUUAAUCCAAGAGUGGCCUGGAGACCUGUACAACAAUUCAGUCAUAGUUCAAGCUGUUCGGGAUCACCUAAAGAAAGAUAGUCAAAACAGGACCUUACUUAAAACCCUUGCGGAACUAUACACCUAUGACACCAAUUAUGGCAGUGCUCUGGAGAUAUACUUAACGUUAAGACAUAAAGAUGUUUUCCAGUUAAUUCAUAAACAUAAUCUCUUCAGUUCUAUCAAGGAUAAAAUUGUUUUAUUAAUGGAUUUUGAUUCAGAGAAAGCUGUUGACAUGCUUUUGGACAAUGAAGAUAAAAUUUCAAUUAAAAAGGUUGUGGAAGAAUUAGAAGACAGGCCGGAGCUUCAGCAUGUGUAUUUGCAUAAGCUUUUCAAGAGAGACCAUCAUAAGGGGCAGCGCUACCAUGAAAAACAAAUCAGCCUUUAUGCAGAGUAUGAUCGGCCCAACUUGCUUCCAUUUCUUCGAGAUAGUACCCAUUGCCCCCUGGAAAAGGCUCUUGAAAUCUGUCAACAGAGGAACUUUGUGGAAGAGACAGUUUAUCUUCUAAGCCGAAUGGGUAAUAGUCGGAGUGCCUUGAAGAUGAUCAUGGAGGAGUUACAUGAUGUUGACAAAGCAAUCGAGUUUGCCAAGGAGCAAGAUGAUGCAGAGCUCUGGGAAGACCUGAUUCUUUAUUCCAUUGACAAGCCACCAUUUAUUACCGGCUUAUUAAACAAUAUUGGCACACAUGUUGACCCAAUUCUCCUGAUUCACCGUAUUAAGGAAGGAAUGGAAAUUCCUAACUUGAGAGAUUCCUUGGUUAAAAUUCUACAAGACUACAAUUUGCAAAUUUUACUUCGUGAGGGUUGCAAGAAGAUACUGGUAGCUGAUUCUUUGUCCUUGUUGAAGAAAAUGCACCGAACUCAAAUGAAAGGCGUUCUGGUGGAUGAGGAAAACAUCUGUGAAUCAUGCCUUUCCCCUAUUCUUCCAUCAGAUGCAGCCAAGCCCUUCAGCAUGGUGGUCUUCCACUGCCGGCACAUGUUCCACAAGGAGUGCUUGCCAGUGCCCAGCAUGACUUCUCCAGCACAGUUUUGCAACAUCUGCAGUGCUAAGAACCGGGGACCAGGAAGUGCAAUUUUGGAGAUGAAAAAAUAG
Messenger RNA from Elephantulus edwardii (Cape elephant shrew), 2496 nucleotides. It is a transcript of the gene VPS41, whose product is annotated as vacuolar protein sorting 41 homolog (S. cerevisiae). The record is from RefSeq and is a predicted model, not a curated record. Gene Ontology annotation, cellular component: late endosome; HOPS complex. Bases 1 to 2496 code for a protein of 831 amino acids. The transcript is spliced from 29 exons. Lineage: Eukaryota; Metazoa; Chordata; Mammalia; Macroscelidea; Macroscelididae. Gene Ontology annotation, molecular function: hydrolase activity, hydrolyzing O-glycosyl compounds; protein binding. Gene Ontology annotation, biological process: vesicle-mediated transport; endosomal vesicle fusion; carbohydrate metabolic process.